CCCGGGGACGACGCGCAGAUUAAGGCGUUUGCUGAAGGCUACGGUGUGAAGUUUGACAUGUUCAGCAAGAUCGAUGUCAACGGGGACGAUGCUCACCCGCUCUGGAAGUGGAUGAAGGAGCAGCCCAAAGGCAGAGGCACCUUGGGCAAUGCAAUAAAAUGGAACUUCACCAAGUUCCUCAUUAACCGGGAGGGCCAAGUGGUGAAGAGGUACAGUCCGAUGGAGGAUCCCUACGUGAUCGAGAAGGACCUGCCUGCCUACCUGUAG
This is a messenger RNA of Leptosomus discolor (cuckoo roller), 267 nucleotides long. The record is from RefSeq and is a predicted model, not a curated record. NCBI's taxonomy places the organism in Eukaryota, Metazoa, Chordata, Aves, Leptosomiformes, Leptosomidae.